Oryctolagus cuniculus (rabbit) is the source of this 14388-nucleotide messenger RNA. Lineage: Eukaryota; Metazoa; Chordata; Mammalia; Lagomorpha; Leporidae. The record is from RefSeq and is a predicted model, not a curated record.
CUUCCGCCCGCCCGAGGGAGCACUUUCGCUUUUCUUUCCUCUGGAGCCGGCAGUUUGCUGUUUCGUCGGCCGGUGCCCCGACUUCCUGUUCCUCCCGCUGUGUCCCCUGUGCACAGAAAGCCUGGAGAAGGGUAGGAGCAGGCGCAGCCCCAGCCCCAGCCCCCAGGAUGCCCACCUUGCCCGCGGCCUGGAACGAGGCUCUUCUCCAGCACUUCACAUGCCGGAAGCUGGAGAUCGCCUACGCCAUCCACAAGCCAUUUCCCUUCUUCGAAGGCCUCCGAGACAAAGCCUUCAUCACGGAGAGAAUGUACACGGAGUCUUUGGAAGCCUGCAGGAAUUUGGUCCCUGUGUCCAGAGUGGUGUACAACGUUCUCACCAGACUGGAGCAGACGUUCAGCCUGCAGCUGCUGGAGGCCUUGUUCAGCCAAAUCAACCUGCGCGAAUACCCCAGGCUGGCGGCCGUGCUCAGGAGCUUCAGAGGAGCCUGCGCUUCCCACGGAGAGUGGAGCAGACCCACGGUGGUCCUGCUGGAAGGCCCGCCUGACCCAGCAGAAGGCAGUCGCCUACAGACCCUGCUGCCGCUGCCUGCACCCCCACCGCCCCCACCCAGCUGCCUGCCCACAGCGCACAGGGGCAGUGAGCCUGGAGGAUCCUCGGCCAGCACUUCGGAGUCUCUGCCUGGACCCACCGUGGGAGGAAGGAGCACUCCGGUGACCAGUGACAGCUUAACAUCCAGAAUAGACGAGGAGGAAGACCCCCAAGAGCUGCCCAGCCCUCGCCCCAGCCCUGUGCAAGUCGUAAGAGAUGACUCUCCAGAGCCGAGUGACCCAGAAGAGCCUGGGGAGGCACUGAGCCCAGCUCCAAACAAGAAACGAAGCAAAAGGAAAAGGAGUAUCUGGUCAACCCCAAAGAAGAGACACCGGAAAACAAGCCUCCCAAGAGCCUCAUCUGGAAUCCAAGAGAAGCUCCCGGUGGUAGACCAGGCGACUCACAGGACAGACGGUCCAACCCAGACCUCGGGGGUGAUGACAAGAGCCCAGAAGGCGAGGGCAGAGUGUGCCCAAGUGUCCAGACCAGAAGAAGGUGAGCCUGAAGCCUCAUCUGGAAUCCAAGAGAAGCUCCCGGUGGUAGACCAGGCGACUCACAGGACAGACGGUCCAACCCAGACCUCGGGGGUGAUGACAAGAGCCCAGAAGGCGAGGGCAGAGUGUGCCCAAGUGUCCAGACCAGAAGAAGUCAGAGUUACACAGAGAGAAGGAGAGGCAGAGAGAGAGGUCUUCCAUCCGAUGGUUCACUCUGGCAGAUGGCCACAAUGGCCAGAGCUGCAACAGUCCAAAGCCAGAAGCCAGGAGCUUCUUCCGGGUCUCCAUGUGUGUGCAGGGGCCCAAGGACUUGGGCCAUCUUCUAGUGCUUUCCCAGGCCACAGCAGAGAGCUGGACAGGAAGAGGAGCAGCCGGGACUAGAACCAACGCCCAUAUGGGAUGCUGGCACUUCAGGCCAGGGCGUUAACCCGCUGCACCACAGUGCUGGCCCCAGGAUCACUUCUUACUGGUUCAUUUCUGGGAUAGCUUAGUCAAGGAGUCUGCUGCACACUGGUCCUCAAACUGCCCCCAGCAAAUUUCCCAUUAAUAUCAGAUGAAGGCCCCUUCCAUUUCUUUCAUCAGUGCUAGAAUUCACAAGCCUCUUCUUGCUGAACAUAAAGCAAGGACACUAUUCCACUGUUUUCCUUUGCGCUGUGGGCGAACACGUUGCAGUGGGCUGCACGAGUCCUUGAUCAUCAAUAUCCCUGUGCCCCACGCCUUCAGAAGGUUAUACACGCCCACACUGUGAUUCAGGGAUGUCCAUGGGACUUAACUUGGCCAAAGAAAUGUGGACCAAUAAAUAUGAGAGGGUCAGCAGCCGGGCAGAUUUUUUUUUUUUUUUUUGGACAGGCAGAGUGGACAGUGAGAGAGAGAGACAGAGAGAAAGGUCUUCCUUUGCCGUUGGUUCACUCUCCAAUAACCUCCGCGGUCGGCGCGCUGUGCUGAUCCGAAGGCAGGAGCCAGGUGAUUCUCCUGGUCUCCCAUGGGGUGCAGGGCCCAAGCACCUGGGCCAUCCUCCACUCACUCCCGGGCCACGGCAGAGAGCUGGCCUGGAAGAGGAUCAACAAGGACAGAAUCCGGCGCCCUUACCGGGACUAGAACCGGGUGCGCUGGCGCUGACAAGGCAGAGGAUUAGCCUUGUGAGCCUCGGCGCCGGCCACGGCAGAGUUUUAAGAGCUCACGUGUCUCUUCCCUCUGUCCCCAAACCAGUGGCACUCUAAACAGAGACUUCUCUGUCACCAGGAACCACGGGCAUCAUUCAUGUAGGGCUGAGCCUUAAUCGCCCUGUGAUGAAUGAGCAGUAUGAGGGAGAAGUGAAACUUUGUUGCGUGCCAGGGUGAGCUUUGCUGGCCGCACCACCUCUGUGUCAGCUGCUCAGCUCUGCCUUUGUGGAGUGAAAAUGGCCAGAGACAAACAUACAGACAAAUGGACAUGGCUGUGUUGCAAUAAAACUUUAUUUACAAAAGCAGGUGGUCAGUCCAAUGGGCCCUCUGGCCACAGUUUGCUGAUGCCUGCAAUAAAUCACUGGGGUUUGGGAGGACCCUGAGCUCCUGCACCAUUAUCUGUCUUAGCUUGACUAGGUUACAAAUCAUUAAAAUAAAAAACAAAGACGACACCAGCCUGAUGCCCACAACAUAAGUCUGAAUGCUUAACCCUCCCGCCCCUUCCUCACAUGCACCUGCCCAAAGCUAACCCCCCAUCCUUCCGUGCUCUGCACAUCCUCAGGCCCCACCUUAAAUGCCAUCUGCAGGGAAGUGAAUCUGUCCUGGCAGGCAAACGCAGCUCUUCCAGACAUGCCUCGUGGAGCCCAUCUCUCCCCACAGCACUGACCACAGCCGUGAUCAAUUAUCCGCGUGCAUCCCGCUCGCGGUGUGCAGACAUGAGGUCAGGCAGCCGAUCAGUCUGGCUCAGUGCUCUCUCCUGCUUCUCCCUGCCUCGCAGUCUGCAGGCAGAUAACUUAGGAAUCAGUACUGAUUCAUUCUUCAUCAAGGGUGGAUACCAGCGUCAGGAUCCAUGUAGUGUGUGUGUGUGUGUGUGUGUGUGUGUGUGUGUAAGGGGGAGAGAGAGAGAGAGACAGAGAGAGAGGAGAAGGUGCCCCUUUCUUGAUGCCCUGCCUACAUCUGCCAGAGCUGAUUCUUCAAACCAAACCCUUUACCGCUCUCUGCUGGAAGAUGGUUGUGUUAAGCAUACAAGUUGAUGGUGUUUCAGGAGUGAAAUCAGAGCAUCCUCUUUUAUUAAAAAAUUGUUUUGUUUAUUUGAAAGACAGAGUUACAGAGAGAGUUAGAGCCAGAGAGAGAGGUCUUCCAUUCCGCUGGUUUACUCCCCAGAUGGCCGCAAUGGCCAGAGCUGAGCUGAUCUGAAACCAGAAGCCAGGAGCUUCUUCCAAGUCUCCCAUGUGGGUGCAGGGGCCCUAGGAGUUGGGCCAUCUUCCACUGCUUUCCCAGGCCAUAGCAGAGAGCUGGAUCAGAAGAGGAGCAGCUGGGACUUGAACCGGUGCCUAUACGGGAUGCCGGGGCUGUAGGCAGGGGUUUAACCCACUGUGACACAGUGCCAGUGCAGCGCAUCCUCUUCUUCAAAGUAGAAAGUUGGCUCAGUGCAUAAACCACACAACCUUUUGCAGAAACGCCGAUAACAAGCUAAGUAUGUGUAUCACUUUACAAUUGGCAAAGCAGAUCCUCACAGCAAGUGGCGCUAUCAACCCAUUUUACAGAUUCAAAUCAACCUGGGUGUCCUAAUGCUGACUCCUUUGUUCGUGACACUCAGUGAACCCAGGCAAGGUGUGGGGUUUCUGUGAAACACUGGGGGAGGCAGGAACCCGGAUGGACUUUGACAGUUGUUGCUCACCUGCCUCCCCCUGCACUCUCUCCUUGGUUGUAAGCCCUGAUUUAACACAGGGUAUCUGUGCUGUUUCCAUGUGUUGUACAGCCUGUUGAGGCAUCUCUGAUGUUAUGGAAAGAGCGCUAGACUAGGAGUCUGGCAUGUCUGAAUUCCAGUGCCAGCUGCACCCCAAAUAAGUGUGCUGACCAUGAAUCGUUCUCUGCAGAGCUAAGCCCAAACCCCCCAGCUGUCAGAGGAGGGGAGGAUCGUGGCCUCGCACAUGGUCGUGAGGCCGCGUGGGCCAUGUGCCCGCUGCCCGUACUGUCUCCUUGCUGGGUACUUUUCCUCCAGCCACCUCGUCGUCACCACCACCUGCCUGGCCCCCAGGUCUUCCCCGGCCUCUCGUCUUUCCGUGUGUGAUUUUCACCUUGUGCCUUCCCCCCUGCGUUUUCUAAGAAUUCUUGGAGCUGCUCUGCCGGCUUGCUAAUUGGGUUUUUUUCCAUUCUACUGUUAGGCUUCUCUGUUAAUUUCCUUCACUGUGCUUUUCGUCUCCACGGGUUUGCGUUGUUCCGUGACUGCUGGCCCUUCCCAGCAGCCUCCCGGUGGUCCACUAACCGUGCCCCAAACCAUUCCCCACGCAGCUCCCCGAGGAAAAGGGGCUGGCUGACGUCAGAGUCCCCAGGCACCUUCCCGAAGGGGUUCCUGGGAAUGCAGGUCCCGUCUCUGAGGGCCUAUUUGCUGAGGUGAGCAGGUGCGGGUAAGCCAAACUCAGGGUUGUCAAGAGCAGACCAGGAAAGUGGGCUUAGGCAUAGGGUUGGUGGUUUUGCAAGUCCCCGAGCUAAAGGGAGCCACCUGACUUAGUGACCUGGCAAAGGCCCCCAGGUAAAGGAGGAACUCUUGCUGGUAACAGCUGCCCAGAGCCCCCAAAGCCACCCACUGCUCCCUCAUCUACUUGUGGGCACAUCUGGGACACCUGUGCUCAGAAGAGCUGUACUUACCAAAAAGAAUUGGAGGAGACAUUUCCAUGGAGACAGAGGACCUUAGAAGUUCACCUGGACUCUGCUAAUCCCCCUCCAGGUUUGCACUAGCAGUGGCCCAGAGUGACCUGUGAGUCUUUCAUCCAAGUCAGGGACCUGCAGCUGCAAAUACCCGACUCAACCUGGGUAAUAGUAGCGCUCAGCUAGGUAAUCCUUCCAGUAAGCGACAGAGCCAGGAUUAAAAGCCCACUGGGUGUGGCUGCAUAAGCCAGGCGCUCCUCUGCUGGGCCGUAUUCACUGAGUAGAGUCUGCUUACCACGCGGGGAGUGGGUGUUCAGCCUAGUCGUGACAACACCAUGUGGGACACCCAUAUCCGGUAUCAAAGCACCUGGGUCCAGUGCCCAGCCCUAGCUCCUGACUUCAGCUUCCUGCCGAUGCAAACCCUGGGAAGCAGUUAAUGAAGGCUUACGUGCCUGAGUUCCUGUCACCCACAUGGGAAGACCUGGAUUGAGUUUCUGGCUCCUGGCUUUGGUCCCGGGUCAGCCCCAACCAUUGCCAGGGAGGGAACCAGUGGAUGAGAUUCUCUCUCUCUCUCUCUCUCUCUCUCUCUCUCUCUCUGUCUCUGUCUCUUCCUUCCCAGGGCUCCUUCCUCUCUCUCUGUCUUCAUAUCUUUCCAAAAUAAGUGAGAGUUUCUUUGUCAUUCAUGCUGUUCUUUCCCCUUCCCAAUGAUGUGUUGGCUUUUUCUUAUAUUUUCUGUUAGAUAUUUCAGUGUUAGAAGCAAAAGAGAGUUGGACCAAAGAUUCUCCUAGACUGUCCCAAGUGUAACAUCCUCUAAACCCAACACAGGGCACGGGUAGGCCAGUCCUGUCUCCCCCAAGAGACAGCCCCCGUAGCUUACUUGCCGUAAUUCAUCCACUGUGUGGUUAGAGGGGCAGGGACUGGGCAUGGCUGAUAGGCGUUUGAAGCACAUUUGCUACUGCUUCUCCCGAACUGGAACCCAGACUGCUAUGCAGAGGUGCUGAGUUACCAGAUCUCUCCAUGGCAAUGUGGAGAUUAUUCUGUAGAUUUACAGGGUUUUCUUUCAUUCAGCGAAAGAGACACAGGGAAGCAGUGAGAUGGAAAGAGACAGCAGACCAGGAAGAUGGCCAGCAUCCGCUCAUUGCUAGCCAUCUCUCUUGGCCAGGUCUCCUCUGACUCAGAAAACAAGGUUGGAAACAAUGACUUUUCCUCCAGCUGCGUGAACGCAAUGAGUAUGUUGAGUGAUGACCUCCAUCAGCACAGAGAGGCUGUGGGAGGCUGUGGAGUAAAAGAACACUAGGAGGUGGCCCGUUAGCUUGCAACUGAGGACAACCUGCACUUCAGAAGCCCUGUACUACUUCUGUGACAGUGUUUUGAUUUUUUAAAAAGAUUUAUUUUAUUUUUUUGCAAGAGUUACAGUGAGAGGUAAAGCCAUAGGGAGAGAAAGGUCUUCCAUCGGCUAGUUCACUCCCCAAAUGACAGCCAGAGCUGUGCUGAUCCAAAGCCAGGAGCCAGGAGCUUCUUCUGGGUCUCCCAUGCAGGUGUAGGGGCCCAAGGACUUGGGCCAUCUUCUGCUGCUUUCCCAGGCCAUAGCAGAGAGCUGGAUGGGAAGUGGAGCAGCCAGGACUUGAACCAUCACCCAUGUGCAAUGCUGGCACUGCAGGCCAGGGCUUUAACUCACUGUACCACAGCACCGGCCAGCACCAGCCGAUAGCAUUUUGUUUGAUGUAGUGUUGGGGAUCAGAGGAGGGGGUUGCAGAGACCCAGAGAUCCCUUCGUGCACAUAGUUCACCUGCUGCUCAAAAUGGAAUACUUCCUGCAAAUUAACCAGACAGCAGCGUUCCCCAAGACCAUUUACAUUACCAUUGUUUAUUGCUAUCACAACUCAAGAGGCGGAGUUAGGCCGACUGCUCUCCUUUCGGAGAAACAGGAAGCUGGUGACACUGUGGACUUUCACGCUCCGAAGCUUCCUAUGAGCUGCGGUGAGGCAGCAGGGAUUUUAUACAAAGAGAAACUGGGACAAGGCGAGCCCGUGUUCCCCUGCUCUUAGGAUCCUCGGUGAGGGAGUGGCCGGAAGGGAGGCGAGGGCCCAUGUGGGAACUCGAUCAGGAAACGGCUGCAGAAAAAAAGAGGUAUGGCAGGAAGCAAUUUCCAAAUUUUCCCUGUCGUGGUAUAUGUGGCCACCAGACCACGCCACUGGCCACCACGUGGAAGCCAGCCACGUACCCUGCGACACUAAUCACCAUGUCCCUGGGUCACGUAGGGGUCACGUAAAAUAUGAAUGCUCUCCCACUGCCCCACCACAUAAGCAGGUCUUCAGGCUUCCUCCAAGGCAGAAGAGGAACACAAUCAGCCCUUGCUAACUGCCCCCACCUCAUAGGGCCGGCCUCUCGUGGCCCAGUAAGGUGGAGUGCUGUGGGUGGGAGCUGGGUUGAUGACAGGUUGGAGCUGGGUCCUGAAAUGGGCGAUCCGUUUCUCACAGGCUCCUGGGAGAAGUGCGUUCAGAAUGGAGAGGGUGCUUGGUUCACACCCAGUGAAUUUGCAGUGGAAGGGAGGUGGGGGCACUCCAAGAACUGGAAGCGGAGUAUAUGCUGACGAGGGAAGUCUCUCCGGGAGCUGCUGGCGGUGUGUUGGUGAUGACGGGGGGCACACAGGUCGCGAUUUGAGACCUUUGAAGAAUGAGUCGGUUUGCAGUGGCAGAAAUGCAAACUGCCAUUAAGCUGCAGCAGCGUGACGUAGACAGAGCUCAAUGCGGGUGGACAAACGUGGCGGACAGGAACGCAGACUGGGAGGGAAACAGCGUGGAUGGGCAAGGGAUGGGAUGCAGGAGUUGGGUCUUGGGUUUGAGUCACAGAGAAAGGGCUGAUUUUCCCACUAAGCGAAGUCCAAAAGAAGGGGCCCGUUUGCAUUUGGGCACCUUGAGUUUGAGAUCUGAGGAGGGAGCACUGUGAUGUUUACAAAGGAGCCCCCAGGUUAAGCUCAUUCACCGGCUCCAUCUCUCUCAGAAAGGACUUCUGCUCUGGCUCCCGAGAAUAACUCUCGGGAGGUGACCAGCAGGUGAAUUCCUGCCAUGUUCUCUGUCUGGCUGAAGGCCUUAGGGCCCCCGAGUUUCCCAGCUCUGAGUCGCCUUCACACCUGGGCGUGACAUCUUCGUAGCGACGGUUUUAGCACAACGUUCCAUGUCCAUGCCAUGUGGGAGACCUGGAAGAAGCUCCUGGCUCUUGGCUUUGGCCUUUCUCAGCCCUGGCUGUUGCAGCUAUUUGAGUAAUGAACCAGUGAUGGAGGAAAUCUCUCUCUCUCUCUCUCACUCUGCCUUUCAGAGUUGGGCAAGGCUAAAGGCAGGACUGGGAAACCCACCCAGGUCUCCCACAUGGGUGGCAGGAACCCAACCACUUGAGCCAUCCCUGCUGCCUCCCCGGGUCUGCCUUAGUAGGGAGCUGGAGUCAGGACUGGAACCAGAGAUCCAGCCCAGGCACCGAUAUGGAAUGCGGCGUCUUAGCCAGCAUCUUGACCACCAAACACCUGCCCUCAGAUUUCUGUAAUGAUUAUUACUGUGUGAAAAACAAUUGAAGAUCUUUAAAAUAUAGAUCAUUCAUUAAUAUCCUAGAUAUUGCAGUGUUUCUAAUCCUUAUAAUGCCAUAUGGCAGCACACGAUAGCCAGGGACACACCCAGUCUCACCUCUCAGUCCUGCCUCCUGAGACAGGAUGAAGGGUAGGGCUGGCCUUGCCCUCGGCCACUUGCCCCAGUACCUGACUGUACCUGUGCAGCUCACCCGGCCUGCUCGGGGUCUAGCUUUGUGUAUGCAUGUGAUAGAGAGAACCGAUGCUGAUACUCCAAAGGCAUUUUCUGUGGUGUCCGUGGGGUGCUGCCUCUGUGACCGAAAGUGUGUGGGAGGCAGGUGCAGAGUCCCAGGUUCAGUGCCUGUGGGCCGGUGAGGGUCCUUGUCUUGGGCAGGGGGACAGGACAAUGGCUCAUGCCCCUUGUGAGUGACUGGAAGUCCAUUGCACCUGCUCAGAGAAGGGUGUCACCCUGUGAUGUCACACUGGUGCUUCUGGAGAAAGUCAGAUGCAGAUCAGCCCCUGCCUGCAAAGGUUUGGUGUAACGGCAGCGCUGUUGAGGUGUCCAAGGGUUGCCUGGUAAAGGUGCAUCAUGUCCCUUGGGCAGCUGAGAUGCUGUUGACCCAGGCACUGAACAGGCCACGGCCGUCAACCCUGCGCCUGCAGAGUGGUCACCCAUUGCUCGGUAGAAAAAGUCAGUAAUUUCAGUACUCCUGGGUGUAGGGUCCUCAGUGGGUAGAGUCGCAGCAUUCGGAGUGUGGUGGUCCACCACGAAACACCUUUCAUUCUUUCCAGGUUUAAGAACAGGCCAAGUUGGGCUGUUAGCUACAGAAGCCGUGGGAAUAAUCACCUCCUCUGUAGACAGGUCUUGUAUAACGAGUGUCAAUCUUUCAAGGCCCGGUUUUAAUUUAUGCUGACUAUCUAACAUUGAUUAUUUAACAGGGAGGAGCUUCGUGGGGUUCCAUUGUGUAAAACUGACUGUAAGCACCAAAUACGUCAUUGCAUUUUCACUUAUUACUGGGUCAGUGCAUCUGUGCCCACUACAGAAAAUGUCAGGACAAUGUGUGUGAUACAGUGAAGUUAAAUAAAUAAAAUAAACUCUGCUGUCCAGAAACUAGAGGGAAGUUGGAAGUUGGAAGGACAUGAAAAGGAAGGAGGAAAUGCCCUUUACCUUGCAAAACGCUGUGUGCUUGUGGAGGAGCCGGCACCAUUGCUGUACAAACCACGACCCUGUGUGUUCUUCCUUACCCAGGUCCAGCCCCAGGGCUUCCUAAGCGGCUCACUGUAACCCUGACUGUGCAGACAAAGCCAUCACACAGCCAUUGUCACACGAAUGGAUCCAGCUCCAAUACAGGCCUUUAUCUGUAGGGAAUGGCACCAACCUCGGACAGCUCUAUGAUGUCCAAGAACAUGUGAUGUCCACAGUGAUCCUAUGACAAUGGGUAACCCCAUCUCACAGAUGGGAAAACUGAGGUACAGAGAGGCUAAGUAACCUACCCAAGAUUUCAUAGCUAGAAAGUGGUAGAAUUUCCUCUGGAACCCACACAGUCUGGCAUUUGUGUUCUUAAUUCCUAGCCUGUCUAAGAAAGAACUUCCUGGCCAGCGCCGCGGCUCACUAGGCUAAUCCUCUGCCUGCGGUGCCGGCACCCUGGGUUCUAGUCCCGGUUGGGACGCCGGAUUCUGUCCCGGUUGCUCCUCUUCCAGUUCAGCUCUCUGCUGUGGUCUGGGAAGGCAGUAGAGGAUGGCCCAAGUGCUUGGGCCCUGCACCCACAUGGGAGACCAGGAGGAAGCACCUGGCUCCUGGCUUCUGAUCAGCGCAGCGCGCCGGCUGUAGCAGCCAUUUGGGGGGUGAACCAACGGAAGUUGACUCCUCUCUGUCUGUCUCUCUCACUGUCUAACUUUGUCAAAAAAAAGAAAAAACCUCCUGCUGAAGACACAACUGACAUAUGAGGAAAGGGAAUUAAAAUGUAAGUUCAGGUGUGUUUGGCCCAACACUUAAGACACCAGGUAAGAUGCCAGUGUCAUGUUACUAUUAUUAGCGUAGCUAAAAAUGAAGACUGACAGUGCUAAGAGCAGACAAGGAUACAGAGCAGCAGGAAAUCGCAUGGCUGGCCGAUGGUAAUGCCGAAUGGUCCAGUCGGAGUUAUUCGGAAGUCAGAGUUACAGAGAGAGAUCUUCCAUCAGCAGUUCACUCCUCAGAUGGCUGCAGUGGCCAAGCUGAGCCAGGUGGAUGGCAGGAGCUUCGUCUGAGUCUCCCAUGUGGGUGGCAGGGGCCAAGGACUUGGGCCGUCUUUCUUCUGUGGCCUUUCCCAGCCCAUUAGCAGGAAGCCAGAUCAGAAGUGGAACAGCCCGGACACGACCCGGUGCCCAUGUGGAUGCUGGCAGCAUUGCAGGCAGAGGCUUUACCAGCUGUGCCACAGCAGUGGCCCCAGUAGUCAUUUUAUUUUUUUAAUAAAAUUAAACUUGGGCUUAUCUUGGACCCAGCAACCUGCUCGUAGAUACUAAAGUGGAAACACAGUUCCACAUAAAGACCUGCACACUGAUGGUUGUAGCAGCUUUGUGUAUGAUAGCCAAAGACUGAACAUAACCCAGUUGUCAUCUACAAGUAAACGAAUUAGCAGGUGGUAGCACAUCCAUACAGUGAGGUAACCACUCAGCAAUAAAGAAGGAUGAACUCCUGCUACCUCCAGCAGGGGCACACCCAAGAGCACUGGGCUCACCGGGAGUAGUCAGACCCAGAAGGCUGGUAGUGGUGGCAGUCCACUCGUGCGGUGGCAGCUAUAUGACCAUGCACAGAAGACAACACUCUGGGGCCAAAAUGCCGGUCGGGGGGGGGGGGGGUUGCCUGGGACUGGAGGGGGAGGGGAGCCUGUGGGAGCUUCCUGGGUGAAGAAGCCGUUCUUUGUCUUCACUGUGUCAGUGUCACAUGACUACGUACUUGUCAAAACUCAACCUACUUUUUUGUUGUUCAAGAUUUAUUUAUUUAUUUGAAAGGCAGAUGCCGGCGCCGCGGCUCACUAGGCUAAUCCUCCGCCUUGUGGCGCUGGCACACCAGGUUCUAGUCCCGGUCGGGGUGCCGGAUUCUGUCCCGGUUGCCCCUCUUCCAGGCAAGCUCUCUGCUGUGGCCAGGGAGUGCAGUGGAGGAUGGCCCAGGUGCUUGGGCCUUGCACCCCAUGGGAGACCAGGAGAAGCACCUGGCUCCUGCCAUCGGAUCAGCGCGGUGCACCGGCCGGCCAUUGGAGGGUGAACCAACGGCAAAGGAAGACCUUUCUGUCUCUCUCUCUCUCUCACUGUCCACUCUGCUCUGCCUGUCAAAAAAAAAAAAAAAAAGAAAAGAAAAGAAAAGAAAAAGAAAGAAAAAGAAAGGCAGAGGUACAGAGAAAGACAGAGAGAGAGAGAGAGAGAGAGAGAGGUCUUCCAUCCACUGGUUCACUCCCCAAAUGGCUACAGUGUCCAGAGCUGGGCCAUUCUGAAGCCAGGAGCCAGGAGCUUCUUCCCAGUCUCCCAUGCAGGUGCAGGGGCCCAAGCACUAACGCCAUCCCCCACUGCUUUCCCAGGUGCAUUAGCAAGGAGCUGGAUGGAAAGUGGAGCAGCCAGGACUCGAACUGACACCCAUAUGGGAGGCUGGCACUGCAGGUGGCUACCCCACUCACUAUGCCACAGAGCUCACCACUCACUACACCUGAGCCUACAUCUUUAAAAGGAAUUUACUGUAUGUCAGUUAUACCUCAAUGAGGCUGACUUCACAAUAAAUAAACAACCAACUACGUGAUCAAACCAUCAGUGGAACCCCCAGUUCCACUAAAAAUACAAUUAUGCAUUCUGGCUCCCAUCAUCUCCCCCCACCAUGGUCCCCUAGAUUGGUCCUUCUUCUCUGUUCUCUCCAAGGUGACUGAUGUGUCUUCCAGACUUUUCUUCGAGGGUCUUUGCCGUGGCGGGGGGAGGGCUUGUGGAAAGCAGGAAAGAGUGUGGCAUCCAGAGCCUUCCACCUCAGCCCGGGGCGAUGACUUGAAAGUGACUGUGCCUUCUUCCCUCACCUCCCAGGCUAGCCUUUCUUUGCCGAAGAGGGAGAUUACAGAAGAGAGAGCACGUGGGGCCGGCUGGGGCCGGCGCUGUGGCGUAGCGAGUGACGCCACCGUCUGCAGUGCCCGCAUCCCAUGUGGACGCUGAUUCCAGUCCCGGCUGCUCCACUUCCAGUCCAGCUCUCUGCUAUGGCCUGGGAAAACAGUGGAAGAUGGCCGAAGUCCUUGGGCCCCUGCACCCCAUGUGGGAGACCCGGAAGAAGCUCCUGGCUGCUGGCUUCGGAUCGGCACAGCUCCAGCCAUUGCAGCCAUCUGGGGAGUGAACCAGCAGGUGGAAGACCUUUCUCUCUCUCUGCCUCUCCUCUCUCUCUGUAACUCUGCCUUUCAAAUAAAUAAAUAAAUCUUUAAGAGAGAGAGAGAGUGCACAUGCCACCCAGGUCAGGGCGUCCGUUUCUGCCUGACUUUCCGGAGCCCGUGGCUGGACUGUCAGAAGGGAGGGUGUUGGCUGCCAUCUUUAGGUGCACCGGCAGCGGUCACCACCGACAACACUGGUUCCUGGAGGAGGCUCUCUGGCUGCUUAGAGUCCCUGGAGUGAUGCUUCCUGUCUCUGGACCCGAAUUCCCCCCGGUUCGUCUAAGGAGACAGCCCUGGUGAAUUUCCGUGGAUGUUUGUUUCCCACCCCUGCCUCCCAUCUGCAGAGACGGACACGCUGGGUGAUUCCGAGCUGGGAAUGGUUUUGUCUGCUGCUUGUCCGCUCUCUGAGACACGGUGAGGUUCUCUGGGCUCCUGGCCCGUUCACUCCGCGGGCCAAACAGAAAGGCAGACACUACAUCUGCCCCUUCCUCCUUCCCAUCAGCUGGAGUGUAAAUGUGAUGACAGGAGCACUAGCAGCCACCUUGGAUCAUGAGGUCACACACUAAUCAUGGCAGGGUAGAAGAGAAUGAGCCUGGUGAGUGCAGAGCUGCUGCGGAGGCCUGGAUUUUCUUUUACAUACAAAAAAAUCUAUUUCUAAGUUUUAAGAAAAUUAUUUAAUUUGUUUGAAAGGUAGAAAGACAAAAAUCUCCCAUCUGCUGGUUCCCUCUCCAAAAUGCCUGUGAAUUCCAGGGCCAGGCCAGGCCAGAGCUUGGAGCCUGGGACUCAAUCCAGGUGUCCCAAGUGGGCGGCAGGGACCCACGUAAGCCACCGCCUGCUGCCUCCCAGGAUCUGCAUUAGCAGGAAGCUGGAGCUGGGGGCAGAGCCAAGGCUUGAGCCCAGACGCGCCCAUAUAGGCGGCAGGCGUCCCAAGCAGCACCGUAACUACCGCGCCAGGCGCCCACCCCGACCUCUGAUGUCCGAAGUCCCUGUGACCUGACUGCUGUUCUUGUUUUACGCAGCCAAACUAAGUAAUGCAAGAACUGCCAACAGCAACUGGUUUCAGAAGACAAGUGCACCCCAAAGCUUCCCGAGAACUCAAACGAGGCAGAGCAGGCUGCCGAAACUGCUCAUCUGACUUUAGGAUAAAAGACGACAUGGGGCCGGCGCUGUGGCGUAGCGGGUAAAGCCCCAGCCUGCAGCGCCAGCAUCCCAUAUGGGCACCAGUUCGAGUCCCGGCUGCUCCACUUCCGAUCCAGCUCUCUGCUGUGGCCUGGGAAAGCAGUGAAAGAUGCCCAAGUCCUUGGGCCCCUGCACCCACAUGGGAGACCUGGAAGAAGCUCCUGGCUCCUGGCUUCGGAUCGGCACAGCUCUGGCUGUUGCAGCCAAUUGGGGAGUGAACCAGCAGAUGGAAGACCUCUCUCUCUCUCUCUCUGCCUCUCCUCUCUCCGUGUAACUCUGACUUUCAAAUAAAUAAAUCUUAAAAAAAAAAAAAAAAGACGCUGAAAAUGGUUUCACUGAGGCCAGUUCAGUGUGUCCAGCAGCGAGGUUUGUGAGGCAAAU